Messenger RNA from Sorghum bicolor (sorghum), 1514 nucleotides. Its product is annotated as zinc finger protein 7. The transcript has a single exon. The coding region runs from base 862 to 1398 and encodes 178 amino acids. NCBI's taxonomy places the organism in Eukaryota, Viridiplantae, Streptophyta, Magnoliopsida, Poales, Poaceae. The record is from RefSeq and is a predicted model, not a curated record.
UAAUGGCAUGUAGGCUUUGGCUAGCAACAAGUGGUAAUGGCACUUGCUUGAAAUCAUCUGAAAUCCACUCAUGACUCAUGUGAUGGUGCAGCUUGAGAAGGCUGAGGUAGGCUUUAGUGUUGAAUAAUGCCAAGCGUCCAUGCCUGAGCCUCAAGGGACAAAGAGGAAGAGAGCAUGAGUGAGAGUUGCGAUAAGUUCAAAGAUGACUAACAAAGCACUGAUAGGCCAUAGCACCUCUCAUUAAAGCAUGCUACACUAUGGGUCAGCUAAACAAAUCACCUGGAAAGAAUUUGCUUCAGUUCACCUAAAACUUAAUAUUAAGUCCACAUGCAAUUUAAAAGUCAUUUUAAAAGAAGAUGGCAGAAAACUUUGCCAUGGCAUUUUAGAAGAAGAAAAAAGAAAAAAAGGGAAAUAACUUAUAAGACUUCCUCUUCAAUAUAUAUUCCUAUGCUUCUAUCGACAAGGACAAUUCCAAAUGUGAGCAGCUCCCCAGAUGACAGGCAUACAAUCGCGGCCCUGCAUGAGGUUGCAGGACUGUACUGAUAGAAAUGUAUAACGGCACUAUCUAGAGCAGGUGCGAACCUGAUAGAAUGAGCUGGACAAGAAACUGAAGCCUGUUGACGCCAGUCACUAUGCAUGACAGGUAUAUCAUCUCGAAGAAUAACAAGAACCAAUAUGUUUGCCACUACUGCAAACUAGCAUAUCCUGGUCCACUUCAAAGUACCGAUGGCUCGCCUUUUCUGCUGAAUUAUUGCUGCCCGCAGACCCCUGCUUCUUUUUAUAGCAAUAGAGAAGCAGGGUGAGGCACGAUAACACAAACUUCAGAAACCCUGUCUUCUGCUACUUCCAACAAAGAGAGCAAUGGAGAGAGUACCUGGUGUCGAAGAGCAGAAGUCAGCAGACCAAGUUAACAAAGCUGGUCUAACUGAUGAUAAUACCAUAGUACCAUGGCUGAAGUUGGGUCUUGAUGCGCCAAAAAGUGAAGAAGCCAAGCCUCAAGAGGUGAAACCAGUGGCCACUCCACAUAGGACUUUCUCUUGCAACUACUGCAUGAGAAAGUUCUUCAGUUCCCAGGCCCUCGGUGGACACCAGAAUGCACACAAGAGGGAGAGGUGUGCAGCAAGAAAGUCACACAGAUUUCAGUUGAUGAUGGGCCUUCCUCCAUCUGCUUCCUUUCUCCAACCUUUGAGAGUGAACUCCCACUCCACGAUUCUGAAGGAUCAUGGUGAAAGAGCUUCUGUUGUCGUAGCAAGAUUCGAUGGAGGCCGAAUGAGUGGCUGGAUGCCUUUUGCAAUUGAAGAACCUGGAGGAUUAGUAUGGCCAGGGAGCUUCACAGCAAGUUCAGAGGAGUCCAAGAAGCAAAUAGAGAAAAAUCUUGACUUGACCCUGCGCUUGUAAAUUGUAAUAAGCCGAUAGGUCAUUACAUAUAAGCAUUUUCUGAGAAGUGUAAUAUUUUUCAUAAUUUCUGUUGGGUGAAGAAGUAUAAUGCAUGGUGAGAAUGGAAAGUUUGAAUC